Molecule: messenger RNA, 3833 nt
Organism: Orcinus orca (killer whale)
Lineage: Eukaryota; Metazoa; Chordata; Mammalia; Artiodactyla; Delphinidae
Exons: 2
Coding region: 137-727 (196 amino acids)
Source: RefSeq, a predicted model, not a curated record
CUGCUCUUCCCCCUCCCCAAACUCCCUCCCUCCGCCCGGCUCUCCGCGCAGCCGUGGGAUCUCGGAGGAGGGCGUCCAUUAGGCCGCGUGUGACCAUGUAUGGUAAACAGGGGGCUCAUGAAGUCACUGAGGACCAAUGGGAAGCGUGGAGCAGGGCCUGGGGCGGGGCUUGGCCCUGGCGGCGGGCGCGGAUUGGCACGCUGCGAAUCUCCCUGCAGCCUUACAAGGCGGUGCGAGGCGAGCUAUUUUUAGAGGGCUAUAUAAGGGGGCUGAAGAGGCCGUGCGGCGCCCGGGGAGCGCGAGCGCGAGGGAUUGGGAGGGUCGCGGCGACACUUGCACCGGCUCCCGGUACGCUGAGGCGACUGGGCUCGGGCCGCACACCGGCCUCCGACCUUCGCUUGGGUGCCAGGUGGAGCCCCAGGCGGCCGGAGCCUGCGCCCCUCAGAGGGGAGAGGGUCGCGUAUCGCCGUUCUGGCGUGGACGCGGCCGGUUAGGAGGCUGCCAGGGUGCCGAGAAGAAGCGCCAGAGGAGGAAGCGCCACACAAUGGAGCAGAACAAAGGGGAAUGCGCGAAAACAGCGGCGGGGGCCCGCCUUGCGCGCCUCGCGCAGGCCCCGCCCCCAGCCCCGCCGGCGCCCCAGUGCGUGCCGCCGCGCCCCGCCCCACCCCGCCCGCCCAGCCUUCUGAGCCGACGCCGGGGACCGGGCGGGGGUCAGCCUCGCAGUUAGAGUUGAUUGGAACUGGACGUUUUGCUGGGGAGUGUGUUAAAGACAAUAGAGGGAAUCCUUGUAGACGUGGGGUGCAGGCAGGAGCCGGCAACUUGCUUGGGGGCUUAAACGUGAGACUUCCCAUGCGGCUUGGAGAGAGGGUGUCCGUCUGCCUAGCUGCGGUGGUGAGAGGAGGACCUGAAUUGCGCUAUGGCGCUGACAUAUAGAGAUGUAUAGAUAGCCUAUUAUCUCUUAGCUGAACUACGCACGUUGUGAGGGUUGACCGGUUGUUUGCUUGACCUUAAAUGGUUAGUGUGGUUAAAGCUUCCCCAAAAUGCAGUGUGAGCUGAACUUCCACUUUUGGAAUGAUUGCAGAAUUUGGUACUUAUUCUGAAAUGAGAAACUUAAAUUCAACUCAUAAUGGAAGAAACACAUCCACCUUAAUCGCCCUUCUCAGCUGUCUCUCCUUCUGACUAUGUGGGACUCCAUAUCACAAUAUUUCGAAAGUUCUACUUUAUAGAACAAACACAGUUUGAAGUUCAGUAUUUGCCAGGGGAAAUUAAACGGGAAUUAUUGAGUUGAGGAAAGUCUAGUUUAUUUGCUUUUUGAUGUCUGGAAUUCUGUUGGUCAGAUCUCCAGCAUCCAGUGUAUAAUUGGUGAAUGUACUGUAAGUGUGUGUGCAUGGAAUGUACAAGGAUCUUGGUACAUUUAGCAUUAUGUAUUAUACACAUUCGUGGUGCUAGGGGAUAAAUGGUAUGAAAAGGGUAAAAGUCCUACACGAAUAAAGUGAUAUUAUGAUAGCACACAUAUAAGUGCCAGUAUGAGAAGUCUGCGUGGGCCUUUCCCAGAAGUAGAAAACCAUUUAGAGCCAUCACAUACCAAUUAAUGCAUUAACUUGAUCUUGAUGGCCAUUGAUACUGCCACUUACUACUGUGUGACUUUGAGCAAAUUACUGGCUCAAACCCUCUGGCUACCCUUCUCAGACACAGGAAAAGUGGUAUCUGCCUUGCCUGAUUGUUAUGAACAAUCAAAAUGUUAUAAUGUUUGUUAACUCACCUAGCAUAGUGUAUCUGGUGCUAAUAGGUGAAUACUAAAUGUUAGCCAUCAUUAUCUCCUGACUUUAGCUGAGUAAAUUAAAUAAUAUCUGAACCCAUCAGACUUGUAGGGGGAUAUACCAGUCUUAGAGAAGAAGAACGUAGAAACCUCUUGCCAGUUUGGAAUAAGGUCUGCCCCUGCAACCCAACAUGCUAUCCUGAUUGUGUGUGGGGAUGGGGAAGAGAUCACUGACAAGUACUGGGGCAGAAGACAUGUUCAGGAGUAAUAGGGGAGGGAAAGGAUCUUUGGCUCAGCGGCCAUGGCUCACGGGCCCAGCCGCUCCGCGGCAUGUGGGAUCUUCCCGGACCGGGGCACGAGCCCGUGUCCCCUGCAUCGGCAGGCGGACUCUCAACCACUGCGCCACCAGGGAAGCCUGGAUCUUUUUUUUUUUUUGAAUUUUAUUUUAUUUAUUCUGUUAUACAGCAGGUUCUUAUUAGUUAUCUAUUUUAUACAUGUUAGUGUAUAUAUGUCAAUCCCAGUCUCCCAAAUCAUCUCACCACCACCUAGGGGAGGGAAAGGAUCUUAAACGUAGGAAACGCAAGAGGCAAAAAGCAAGGCAAGACCAAAGAACAUAAUUUGUUUGAGACUCAACUGAACUUGUUUUUUGUUUUCUUUGUGUUACACUAUUACCAUUUUCAACAAAUUAUGACAUACCUGUUAACUUUGAGGAUUUUAAGCACAAUGUGCCAAGCUGUAUGGGCACAUAAGCAUUUUCUAUGCUGUGUCUUAUUUCAUCCUCAUGGCAGCCCCAGCGUAGGUAUUUUUAUUAUCCCCAACUUUAUGGAUAAAUAUACCCAGGCUUGGAAAUACUAAGUUGGUCAAGGUCACACAACCAGGAAGCAGCCAAACAGAGGUUCAAAUCCAGGACCACCUGACUUCCAAGACUGUGCUCUGCAUGGGGCUCUCUGCAAGGUGAAAGACUUGAGUUUCUUGGCUUUAAGUCAAGACUUGUUUAUAAAAAUUGCUUGGGUGUGGAGAGGGAGACUUCCAUUGAGGUUUUUCACAUGUAAAUAUCAGCCAUCCAACUUAUAGAAGAACUCAACCAAAAUUUUACAAUGUAAAUCCUAAAAACCUCAUUAUGAGUUUUUUCAAAGCUUUAUAGAUUAGAGAUCUAAGAGAUUUAUGUAACAAGGCGCUCCUAAAGGCAUAUUUUCAGUAUUAGUCAUAUUUAGCUACUUUUAAUAGCCUAGAGACCCUAGGUUCACAUUGCAAAGCACAUGGAAAGAAUCCGAAUGUACAAAAUAAUCAACAAAUUAAGAUCACAAGGGAAAUUUGGCAGCCAAGCAAACCAAAAAUAAAGAGCACUGCUACAACUACUGCAUACCGAAUGCUUUCUCUGUACCUGGCAUUUUACACAUGUUCACAUCUAAUCUUUACCACAAUCUUGUGAGGGAGCUAUUACUGCUCCAUUUUCACAGAUGAAGAUACCAAAGUUCAGAGUGGGCACAUAAUUUGCCCAUUGUCAUAUGUCUCUUAAGUGGCAAAAGCAGAUUCAAAUAUAGGUCUGGCUCCAGGUUGACUCCAAAGUCUAUGUCCUCUACAUGGGUUGCCUUAGAAGAUACUGAUGAUACUUUUUAAAGUAUCACCCUUUGGAAGUGAUCCUGUAGGAAACACCUAAGAGUAAAUAACAAGUUACCCACCAAGAACUGAGAAAUGAGGAUAUUUUAUAGACAAAAUAGUAAAAAUUCAAUAUGCAAAUAGAAACAAUCAAGACAUCAGACUGUUACUACUAGAAAAGUUCUGUGUCAUUAGUACAGAAAGUCCUUAAUAUCCUAUUGUGAUUAGCACUGGGAAAGCCUCAAAGUAAAUCUACUUAAAACACGGACCAAAUUUCAGAGCAGUUAGUGAAAAAAGGUUUGCUGGGGACUUGUCUUGAAAAUAAAACUCAACAUUUUUAAAACACAUUUAUUCUAUCCUACAUUGAACAAAAUUGAUAAGUACAACCAUGUGCUAAUUAUAGAAUGAAUAAAUAAUAAAUCAAGAUGAUUAUUGUUGGCUUAAAUUUUUCCUAAGCAUUGUGAAGCACCUUACA